AAAGAAACUACCGUGAUGUCUGCAGAUUCGAGAUCUAGUACGGAAGAAACCUCGCCUCCAAUGGAAGAGAUACGCCAUAUAAGAUCGAAAUAUCAGCAAUCACCUGAAGCUACAGAUGAUCUCCAUCAUGUACAAAGCCAUUACUCAAAUCAUGACAUGCCCGCUACAACUGAUGAAUUUCACGAGGUUGAUGCCGAUCAAUAUCUUCGAUUCUCGCCGGCACAAAAGAGGCUUAUCGUCGCUGUAUUGUCAUUCUGCUCAUUCCUGGCUCCCAUCUCUUCAACUUCUAUUUUAUCAGCUAUACCAGAAGUGGCAGAGACCUUUCAAACCACUGGAAGUAUAAUCAAUGCAAGCAACGCUCUCUAUCUGGCAUUUAUGGGUAUUGCGGCUCCAUUCUGGGGCCCGUUUAGUCAAGUAUGGGGACGCAGACCGAUCUUCUUGACGAGUGCCUUUCUCUUCUUUUGUUUCAGCAUCGGCACAGCGCUAUCGCCGAAUCUUCCAGCAUACUUCAUUUUCCGUAUUCUCACGGCCUUCCAAGGAACAUCAUUCUUGGUGGUAGGUAGCUCUGCCAUAGGUGAUGUCUAUGAACCGAGAGCUCGCGGAACAGCACUAGCAUCGUUCUUAUCCGGCACUCUCGUCGGGCCAGCCUUGGGCCCCUUCAUCGGUGGAGUGAUUGUUAACUUCCGCUCAUGGCGAGUAAUUUUCUGGCUUCAAAGCGCACUAGGCGGCGUAGGCACGAUCCUAGUAUUCUUUCUUUUCCCAGAAACGUUUCCAAAUCUGGACAAGUCGGAACGUAUCCAGGAAACAAAGAGACAGAAAGCAAAGUUCCUCUGGGCUAGAAUCAACCCAUUCCGCGUCGGUAUUCUCCUCCUUUCAAACCCAAACCUCUCCUUCGCAGGUCUUGCAGCUGGCGCCCUGGUCUGGAACCAAUACUCGUUGCUCACGCCUAUUCGGUACGUGCUCAAUCCACGAUUCCACCUCACUAGUCCCAUCCUCUCGGGUCUGUUCUACAUCGCACCAGGAUGCGGAUAUCUCGUGGGCACAUUCAUGGGCGGGCGUUGGGCAGACCACACUGUUAAGAAAUGGAUCCGUAAGCGUGGUGGCGUGCGCAUACCUGAGGAUAGACUGAAGUCGUGUCUAGUCUUUCUCGGAAUCGCUAUUCCGGGAUGUGUCCUCGUUUAUGGAUGGACGGUCGAGAAAGCCGUUGGUGGUAUCCCAGUCCCUGUGCUCGCUAUGUUCUUGCAGGGUGUGGCCCAGCUCUUCUGCUUCCCCAGUCUGAAUACUUAUUGUCUGGAUGUCAUGCAAGCCAAAGGCCGCAGUGCUGAAGUUGUUGCUGGAAACUAUAUGUGCCGAUAUUUCUUUGCUGCCCUUGGAUCCGGUGUUGUACUUCCCGCCAUAGAGGUUAUCGGUGUGGGUUGGUUCAGUACUUUGAGUGCAUUCUUCUUGAUUGUUUCUGGAAUUUGCGUUUGGGCUACUACUAUCUUUGGAAGUGCUUGGCGUGAGAAGGUUGAUGCUAAGGACCAGCGCAAGGAGACAGAAAAGACCCAGGAGAUUCCUGCUCCAUUGAAUAGCGAGAAAAGCGAGGUUUAA
Molecule: messenger RNA, 1590 nt
Organism: Penicillium taxi
Lineage: Eukaryota; Fungi; Ascomycota; Eurotiomycetes; Eurotiales; Aspergillaceae
Product: putative MFS transporter
Exons: 3
Biological process (GO): transmembrane transport
Molecular function (GO): transmembrane transporter activity
Source: RefSeq, a predicted model, not a curated record